AGAAGCCGUUGUUGGCCAUUUAAAGGUUCUGCAUAGGUGACGACAGCCACGUCACGCAGCGUGUGAACGCUGAACGCAUGAAUUGGGCUGCCAAGUUUUCGCCGAUCACCAAGUGAAGACCACGGAUAUUGGCAGUUAUGGCUCCAAUGGGUAUCCGCCUGUCCCCUUUCGGUGUGGCCGUAUUCUGCCUUCUAGCACUCGGCAUCUUAUAUCACCUUUACGCCGGGGUCAUCUCCAGCCGACUGGCUGCUUUCAGCCAGAGGAGGAAUGUAAAUCUCAGAGAACUUUUGGCGGUAUCGGUGGAGGCUGCAGCUCUUGGAGGCAAAGAGGUGAAGAAGGUGCGUGACGAAAACAGUCUGAAGGAGAAGUCAAAGGGGAAGACAAAGGAGGGAGCCAAUGAGCCUCUGACCAUGGGUGACCUGCUGUCACAUAGAAAAAUGUACAACCUUUUUAGGAACACUUUCCCAGAGAUCACCGUGAAUAGCGAGGAACAUGACAACAUGGCGGACAGGACUGCCUUAUGGAGUCGGGACAUUCCAGCAGACAUACUAGAAAAGAUCGAAGGACACAAGGAAGUUCCUGCUGACAGCGUCACUGUGUGGAUUGAUCCUUUAGAUGCCACGCAGGAAUAUACAGAGACCUUGGUCAAGUACGUGACGACGAUGGUAUGCGUGGCUGUCGCCGGCAAACCGGUCAUUGGUGUCAUACACCAGCCAUUCACUGGCUUUACUGCCUGGGCGGUUGUGAAUCAGGGAUCCAAUAUGAGUCCCCGCUCGUCCUAUAGUGUGAGCCCUCCUAAAGUAAUUGUGUCCCGUUCCCACUCUGGGAAAGUUAAAAGCUUUAUUCAUGAUGCUUUUGGAAACGGCACCACAAUUAUCGAAGCAGGAGGGGCAGGGUAUAAAGUCCUGUCACUCUUGCAGAUGCCUUCAGGUGAUAAAGAGCCUAUCGACCAAGCAGAUGUUUACGUCCACAUCACCUUCAUUAAGAAAUGGGACAUCUGUGCUGGUGCAGCACUACUGUCUGCCCACGGGGGCCACAUGACAACUCUUAAGGGAGAGGACAUUGACUACAGUGGGAAUCCUCUCAACAAAGGAGGACUAGUGGCCAGUGUAGGUGUCGACCAUCACGCCAUACUGGAGAGGCUGCCAAACUGGGACCCCGAUAAGCAGUGAAAGCCUGACGCACUGGUAAUUUGGUCAGGCUUUUGUACAGCCAUCCUUCGACAGGCCUGCUUUUCUUGAGAAGAGUUGACGACAAACAUAACAGACCUCAGGAGGGGACAAGCCUCUCUCAGCCACAAUUCAAUACCAGGACAGCAGAGCCAACAUGGCUGCCACGGGAGCCACACUCCUACAUUAAGUUAGUGUAUAGUUACUAUACUUACUAUUUAUGUGCAUAUGUCAGGGUGGAAUGGUUUAGAAAGAAUACACUCUUCUAUGUUAAUUCAGUCUUGGAGGAUCAGAAGUGCUGCAUUGUUUUUAAACUUCCCAUGCUAUAGUGAUUGAGUUUGUCCUCCUUGGAUUUGCAUGAAUAUGAAUGUUGCUCUUCCCCACUGUCUCCUCCUCCAUUAACAACGGACACACUGGCAAAAUAUCUUAAAGGUCCCAUAUUUUGGCUAUUUAGACCUCCAUAGAGUGACUCUCUUAACAUGGAGUUAGUAUAAAAGUGUCAGUUUCAUUAAAAAAAAAAAAAAAACCUGGAUUUUGUCAUACGUGUGUCUAGAAAAGGCCCUCUGACGGCUACUUCUGUUUGACCCAGUUUUGUAUCUGCUUUGUCUGACUGCCCCCUUUCCUCUGAUUUGGUUGCCUCCAUGUAGAAGACCCACUUGUGAGAGCACACUUAUGUUGACAGCACUGGCUCGGUCGAGAGCAGAAAGGGAAGGCGUAGAUCUUCGCUAGUGACAUAGAUAAGCUCGAGAAAUUCAAAAAACCUGAUUUCAGGCCUCUCUGCAGAAAAACAUCUGGAUCUCAGGAAUGCGUGGAUGAUUUUUUUUAUUCAUAUUUCCCAUGUUUACUGAGGCACCAUAGAGCUACUAUAACUCACAAAUACUAGAAAAAGUUGGUUUGGUAAAAUAUGGGACCUUUAAAUGGUUUAUCACGUUGCAGAAACACUGAUGGCAAGUUACGUCUUGUGCAGUCCUUGUUUGUUUUUUCUGAUUGUUUUUAAUCUGCAGCUUUGUGAUGUCAUCAUCCUAAACAUUGCGUCCACGACGUGAUGUUUUUACUUGAAGUGUUUUACCCCUAAAUAACACACUGUCCGGAUCCUUUGAACAUUGGCUACGACUAGCUCGCCUCUCAACCGCUGUUUGGGAUUGAGCUGCUGUCACACACAGUUUUGUUCUAAAACGGCAGUUGAUAGGCGAAUGGGAGUAAUGGUGGCACAAGGCGUGGCACAGACUUGAAAUACCACAAUGGAGGUGAACUUCUUUGGAAUUGUGCUCACAAUAGAUGGCGCUCCAUCCUCAAGCAAACCUCCAGACUGUUGAGUGUAUUGGAUAUUCUACCAGCCACUCCAAAAUGAUAGGAUUUUGGCAUGAAAAAUCAUAUCAUCUUUGCUUUGAACUGGAGUUACGUAUAUCUGUUGAUGUCUAGUUAAAAGUGCUUUUUGUCCCCAAUUUGGUUUCUAUUCAUAUUAAAAGAAUGUCUUGUGAUUUUUUUCUUUUUCUUUUUCUUUUUCAUUUCUGUAAAAAAAAAAAAAAGUUACAAAAGUACUUUGUUUAAUGUUGUUUCAUGAUGAAACAUGCUUAAAAUAAAUCUGCCACAAUUG
Messenger RNA from Phyllopteryx taeniolatus (common seadragon), 2766 nucleotides. It is a transcript of the gene bpnt2, whose product is annotated as 3'(2'), 5'-bisphosphate nucleotidase 2. Gene Ontology annotation, cellular component: endomembrane system. The transcript is spliced from 8 exons. The coding region runs from base 138 to 1172 and encodes 344 amino acids. Gene Ontology annotation, molecular function: 3'-nucleotidase activity. The record is from RefSeq and is a predicted model, not a curated record. Gene Ontology annotation, biological process: phosphatidylinositol phosphate biosynthetic process. NCBI's taxonomy places the organism in Eukaryota, Metazoa, Chordata, Actinopteri, Syngnathiformes, Syngnathidae.